AUGUGCAACCCGACCGACGUAGUCUACCUCUGCCACGGCGGCACUUUUUGCCAAGGCGGCCCGAACGGCACACGCGCCGUGACGGCCGUCAAGCCGUGGAUGGACAGGGGCGCCAUCCGGCGGCCACGGCAGCCGUUCCAGCUCUGCGAGUACACGAAGGCGCAGAGCGGUCGGUACCACAACUUUGCGUCGGAGGAGCUCGGCAUCGACGGGUUCCAGCCCACGCGGCUCCUCAGCCCCAUCAUGGCGCGCAUCAACCAGGGCUGCCGGAAAGCAGAGGCGGUGCAGGUGGUGGCCAAGGACGGGUGGGAGUGGACGGCCGUGUCGGAGCUCGACCGGUGGACUGCGGAGAUGCAGCGCGUCAACCCUGGGGUGUUUGACGACUUGGAGCGGUGGAGGAAGGAGGCUCAGGAGAACGAUCCGGCCAUGUUCGAGGACUUGGACGAGGUGGAUGAGCAGGACGGUCUUGGUGGACAGUAG
This is a messenger RNA of Verticillium alfalfae VaMs.102, 480 nucleotides long. RefSeq lists its product with no specific name. The transcript has 2 exons. The record is from RefSeq and is a predicted model, not a curated record. Bases 1 to 480 code for a protein of 159 amino acids. Lineage: Eukaryota; Fungi; Ascomycota; Sordariomycetes; Glomerellales; Plectosphaerellaceae.